AAGCCUCUUCUCAAAGGCUGUUUCACAGUGCAAAUAUGCACAGAGCAGCCCUGGUGUAUGUAUAAUAGAAGCUCCAGUCCUUUCUAGAGCUGGCAAAAUGGAUCCCAAAUCUCAAGUCACCCUGUCCCUGCUGCUGUCCCAGGUCCUGCUGUUUGCCUUUGCUAGAGAUUUUGACUGUAUCCCAGGAUUUCAAGAGAAGAUUUACUACACUGAGCAGCAAGCAGACAUUUUGAAGGACCAGCUUCUUCUGAAUGUGCAGUUUGAUGACUGUCAAGGUAAUGAAGAUGUUCAAUAUGAGGUCUCCAACCCAGAUUUCAAAGUGGAACCUGAUGGAUCAUUAAUUGCUUUGAGAAAUGUGACAGAAAACAUACGGGUUUUGUUCAUCAAUGCUCGAUCCCUUCACUCUGACGACAUGGCAGAAGUCAAGAUUCUGGGGAAGAAGGAAAGACACAACUCAAUAAAGAACCUGCUCAAAGCACCAAGACAUCAUGCACUUUUGAGACAUAGGAGAUCAAUUGUGGCACCCCCUAUCUCUCUUCCAGAGAACCAGAGGACACCAUUUCCAAAGAAUGUUGGCAAGGUUGUGGUGAGUGACAGGAUACAGGGAACCAAGUUCCGCCUGUACGGAAAAGGUGUGGAUGAGGAACCCAAGGGAAUUUUCAGGAUAAAUGAAAAUACAGGAGAAGUGCAAGUCACUAAAGCUCUUGACAGGGAGGCCAUUCCAUCUUAUCAGUUACUAGUGGAAACCACAGACGAGAGUGGAAAAACCAUUGAGGGACCUGUUGAUUUGGAGGUCAUGGUUAUCGAUCAGAAUGACAACCGACCAAUCUUCAAAGAAGGCCCAUAUGUUGGACAUGUUCUAGAAGGGUCUCCGACAGGAACCAUCGUGAUGAACAUGCUGGCAUUCGAUGCAGAUGACCCCACAACAGACAACGCCGUCCUCCGCUACAACAUUCUCAAGCAGACACCCGAUAAACCAUCACCAAACAUGUUCUACAUCGACCCGGAAAAGGGGGACAUUGUCACCGUGGUGUCGCCGGCUCUGCUUGAUCGUGAAACAUUGAUAGCUCCUCAGUAUGAGCUGAUAGUAGAGGCUAAGGACAUGGCCGGCAUGGAUGUGGGAUUGAUUGGUACAGCCACAGCCACCAUCGUCAUUGAUGAUAAAAAUGACCAUCCACCUGAAUUUACCAAAAAAGAGUUUCAGGCUACAGUAAAAGAAGGAGUAACCGGCGUCAUGGUUAACCUGACUGUCAAUGACAAGGAUGACCCCAACACUGGAGCAUGGAAAGCCGUCUACACCAUCAUUAAUGGAAACCCCGGGCAGAGUUUCGAAAUUCAUACCAAUCCCAACACAAAUGAGGGGAUGCUUUCCGUGGUUAAGCCAUUGGACUGUGAAAUUUUGGCGUUUCACACUCUGAUGAUUAAAGUUGAGAAUGAAGAUCCUCUCAUCCCAGACAUUGGUUAUGGAGCAAGCUCUACAGCCACAGUUCAGAUCAAUGUGAUCGAUGUGAAUGAGGGUCCAGUUUUUCAGCCUGAUCCAAUGAAAGUGUCAACACAAGAAAACAUACCCAUUGGAUCUAUGUUGUUUACAGUAAGCGCCACAGAUCCAGACACUCUCCAGCACCAAACUAUACGGUUCUCCAUGCUAAAGGAUGAUGCAGGCUGGCUCUCCAUUAACCCAGUGAAUGGAACAGUCAACACAACGGCCCCACUCGAUCGGGAAUCCUCAUUUGUUCACAACAGCACUUACACCUCCCUGAUCUUAGCAAUAGACAACGGUACCCCUCCAGCCACCGGUACAGGAACCUUACAAAUUACAUUAGAAGAUGUUAAUGACAACGCGCCGUAUAUCUACCCAACCUCAGCAAAAAUCUGCGAAGACUCUAAAGACCUCAUCACUCUAGGAGCAUGGGAUAAAGACCUUCAUCCGAACUCCGACCCAUUUAAGUUUGAAUUGGGGAAACAAUCCAUGUCAGAUAAAACCUGGAAAAUCACACAACUCAAUAGUACCCAUGCACAAGUCAGUCUUCUACAAAAUCUGAAGAAAGCCAACUACAUUCUCCCGGUGGUGGUGACAGAUUCGGGGAAACCUCCAUUGUCAUACAGUGCUGACGUCACGAUUCAAGUGUGUUCCUGCAAGAAGGGCAAAGUAGACUGCAGUUCAGCAGAUGCCCCACACAUCAGCAUGGCCGUCGUCCUCAUGUUUACAAUCUACAGCCUAUUGUGUCUGUGAGCACCGGGAACUUUCAACACUGGCUAUCACAUCGCCAUGGAAACACGAAGAGGGGAAAGUAAAAAAAAAAAAAAAAAAAUGUUUAUCCGAAGAUUGCAGUAUACAGUUCCUUCAAGAUCGGGCCUCAGUUCCUCAAGACUCUUUAAUUUGCAACCUCAAUUAGUCUAUAAAAUGGUACACCAGUCCUUGACAGCCUACGAUUCUGCAUUCUUUGUAUUAACGGAUCCCUGCCGGAGAUAUACCAGUGCUUACGAGAUUUUUUUUUUCUUUUUGCCGAAAAGACAAUGAGACUAUUGUUAGGACUACUACUGCUCGAGGCGGAACACACUGAUCCUAUAGGCGCCUACACACGGUUUGUUUUUACAUUGUUGUACCGAUUAUCGAACCUAAAAGAGUUUGUCUGUCAGAUUUGCGUGUACGUGUGCUUCAUUUUAACACAGACUGCCUCCCCUAAACCCAGACGCAGCUCGUAGGCUGCGAGCGACGCGUUUCGAGGCAGCAUGUUGUGUGCAUUGAACCGAAACACUUUUAGAGAAGUACAGCGAAGGAUUCCUUAAUGGGUUCAUGUUAAUAAGAUUACCAAUCAGUAGUUGACAAGAAGGCAGCAAUGCAAAGCUGGGACAGCGAAAUAACGCAUUAAGGAUACAUCCACAUUGCAAAUAAAAUGUAAUAAGAUGCCACUUAAACACAUUGUAAGCCUGUCAGAAGUAAUUAGAGGGUAUUAACCCCUUCCUUAGCAGAAGACGAUGGUACUAGAAAACCAGUUGGUCAUAAUGGAAGGGAUUGCACUUAAUGGUACAUGCUUCAAAAUGUUGCAUCGAUGAGUUUCCUGCAUCAUGACAACGCCUUUCUCUGCGAGGAUAUCCAAGAGCCUGGCUUCUUUUUGGUGCUUUAGGGUCUGCAAAAUGUUAUUUCUAAGUGGUCUGUGCACUCUUGUGACAUAGAAGGUGUUAUAAGAAUAUGCAAUCGUGUCUUCGGGGAAAAGUAGAGUUUGUCGAGCGCAGUUUACUAUUUGAAUAUCUAUAAAAUUGUAAAAUAGAUGAUAAUAUAUAUAUAGAAUACAGCAGGUGGAAUAUUUUAUAAUGAAAAGCUCAAAGCGAGUCUGCCGCCUGGAUCGACUUCAGCUUUUAUUUUAUUUUGUAGGUAGUGAGAAACAGGUGCCUCUGGCCAUCAUCAACGUCUAUUUACUAGUUAAUGGUCCCAUUUUUUUCUGGGACUGUCCAGCAAACCAGACCGGAAAAGGGGUCAGCAUUUGUUAGAAUUUGCAUUAAAGGAGACUUUCCUGGUCUGUACUGGGAUCCUCCCAAUAGAAGAGAUGGGAAGAACAAGGUCAUGGCUUUUCUUUAUUGCUCUUUUUGUUGUUUUUAUGUAAUUCUAAUUGGAACAAGUUCAAGACCUUAGAGCCAGGCUAGACUUUCCUUCACCCAGGCAAAAACACUCAGUUUCUGUGUCUGUUGACUUAUUGAUACCCCUGGCACUGAUCAGUCAAGAUACAUCCUCCACCUAGCUAGAUUCCUGGAAUGGGAGCAGGUCCAGGAAGCUGAGAGAUGAGGAGCUGCAUCAUGGGUUUAUUGUCUUAACCUCUGACUUUGGUGUUACUAGUUGUUGCUCUUUCUUUGAUUAAAAAGAAGAGGCCACACAAUGUCAUCGACUUACAAGUCAAACCUAACAAGCUACUGUUUAUUCAUUUGGAACAAGAAAAAAACAAAAAAAAGAGCUUGUAAGGGGUAUAAGUUGAAUACCUCCAACAAAGUCUUCAGGUCUAUUAUACUCUGGGGAGCCCUCCCUCUCUAUCUCUCAACCUGGUGUGGACUACCACCCCGAACAAUCUACUGUGUUGGAGACCCCCCUACCUCCAAACAACUCUCCGUAUCUUAGCUUUUUCUUGUGAAUUUGGCACAGGAGGAGCAGGCUAUGAAGGUUACCUCCACUCACACCAUCUCCUGACAAUUUGCCAGUCUGAAUGUGCCACCAAUCACCCGAUGAACAAGCGAUACUCGUUCAUAGGGUGAUCCUGCCGCUCGUGCAGGCACUCUAUUCAUAGUCUCUGGGCGGCAGAUUGUGUGGUCUAAACAGCAAAACCAUGAUUCUGUAUGAGGACGAGGGAUCGCAAAAGCGACCAUGUAAUUGUGCGGUCUCCUUCACUGAACGAGAAGCCGACUGCCGGGAAGGAACGCUUCCUUCCUGACUAUCGGCCGCUGCAUCGCCCCGUGUAGACCCAGCUUUACUCACUACAUACAACUAAUAAAGUAAUAAUUAAAUAUAAUAUUAAUUAAAGGUAAUAAUUAAAGGUAAAGAACCAAUAAGAGUCACACAGUAGGAUAAAAGCUACGGUAGGCAAAAUCUGGGCAGAAGUUUUCCUGUCCUUAAAUAUUAAGCUGUCGAGCUCCAAGUACGAUAAUCAGUAAAAGAGUAGAGAAGCAUCACUAAUGGUUUGUAAUCUACUGUAAUCAGUUUAUCUAAAUGCCUUUAAAAAAACUAUUUCAGACUUUUUUUUAUUUUUUAUUAUUAUAUUUAUGUUCAUACACAACCAAAUUUUAAAGCCCCACCUAAUUGGAAAUUGGAUUUUCUGAAAUGUACAAACGCCUCUGAGCCAAUUACAAGAUCUUACCAAAUUCUCAUA
Messenger RNA from Bufo bufo (common toad), 4856 nucleotides. RefSeq names its product cadherin 13 (gene CDH13). Lineage: Eukaryota; Metazoa; Chordata; Amphibia; Anura; Bufonidae. The coding region runs from base 98 to 2233 and encodes 711 amino acids. The record is from RefSeq and is a predicted model, not a curated record. The transcript is spliced from 14 exons. Gene Ontology annotation, molecular function: calcium ion binding; cadherin binding. Gene Ontology annotation, biological process: adherens junction organization; homophilic cell-cell adhesion; cell-cell junction assembly. Gene Ontology annotation, cellular component: plasma membrane; adherens junction; catenin complex.